UCAGGCAAUGGGAAAAAACAAAGCGAAAGGACAGAAGCAGAAGAAUGUAUUCCAGGUGGCCAACAAAAACAUCACGAAGGCAAAAAGUAAAGCCAAGCCAGUGACAACCAGUCUGAAAAAGAUCAAUAUAGUGAAUGAUGAAAAAGUUAACACAGUAAAUAAGAUAUUUACAGAAGUACAGAAAGAAGUCAAGCAGUUAUCCAAAGCCACUGCAUCAGAUCUACCAAAGAGGCAUCUGGUUCCAAAGACCACGGAAAGAGAACCGACAAAUGUGGAUGCUGCUACCAACUUACUGUCUCAGUUGUAGUAUUAAAUAUCUGUACUC
Euleptes europaea (tarantolino) is the source of this 325-nucleotide messenger RNA. RefSeq names its product ribosomal biogenesis factor (gene RBIS). Gene Ontology annotation, cellular component: nucleolus. Lineage: Eukaryota; Metazoa; Chordata; Lepidosauria; Squamata; Sphaerodactylidae. Gene Ontology annotation, biological process: ribosome biogenesis. The coding region runs from base 8 to 307 and encodes 99 amino acids. The record is from RefSeq and is a predicted model, not a curated record. The transcript is spliced from 3 exons.